Gorilla gorilla gorilla (western lowland gorilla) is the source of this 1104-nucleotide messenger RNA. It is a transcript of the gene TMEM89, whose product is annotated as transmembrane protein 89. The record is from RefSeq and is a predicted model, not a curated record. Lineage: Eukaryota; Metazoa; Chordata; Mammalia; Primates; Hominidae. The transcript is spliced from 2 exons. Bases 620 to 1090 code for a protein of 156 amino acids.
AAAAAAAAAAAAAAAAAAAAAGAAUUUCUGUUAGUUACUGGUUUCUUUAACUGUUUGGGACUUAGUUUCUUUUUUUAUCUUUUUUGAGAAAAAAUCUCACUCUGUUGCCCAGGCUGGAGUGCACUGGUGCAAUCACAGCUCAUUGCAGUCUUGACCUCCCAGGCUUAGGUGAUCCUCCCACUUCAGCCUCCUGGGUAGCUGGGACAACAGGCAUGUGCCACUAUACCCAGCUAAUUAUUUGUAUUUUUUAUGGAGAUGGGAUUUUGCCGUGAUGCCCAGGCUGGUCUCAAACUUCUGGGCUCAAGCCAUCCACCUGCCUCAACCUCCCAAAGUGCUGGGAUUCUAGGUGUGUGCCACUACACCCAGCCUAGGGCCCAGCUUCAAAAGGAGGUGCUCCCUCAGUUUGGGGCCAGCCAGGCCCGCUGGGACAGCAGGACCCAGAACCCAGGUCUGCCGUUGUCCUCAAGCCCUGGACCACAGCCAGUUUCUGGCCAGGCUGCUCAUGAAAGGCCAUGGGCCUGGCUGGAACCUGCUGCCUUAGAGCCAGGCCUCUUCCCGGGGGAGGGGCGUUUGCCCGUUGCCAGGUGCCCGGGUUCCGGCUCUGGCACUAGCGGCGGCCAUGCUGCAUGUGCUGGCCUCGCUGCCUUUGCUGCUCCUGCUGGUGAUGUCUGCCUCCACCCACGCCUGGUCGAGACCCCUCUGGUACCAGGUGGGGCUGGACUUGCAGCCCUGGGGGUGUCAGCCAAAGAGUGUGGAGGGCUGUAGGGGUGGCCUGAGCUGUCCUGGCUACUGGCUGGGCCCUGGAGCAAGCCGCAUCUACCCCGUGGCUGCGGUCAUGAUCACCACCACGAUGCUGAUGAUCUGCCGCAAGAUACUGCAGGGGCGGCGGCGCUCACAGGCCACCAAGGGUGAGCAUCCGCAGGUGACCACUGAGCCCUGCGGACCCUGGAAACGACGGGCCCCAAUCUCAGACCACACCCUGCUCCGUGGGGUCCUGCACAUGCUGGAUGCCCUCCUGGUCCACAUCGAAGGCCACCUAUGUCAUCUAGCCACCCAGCGGCAAAUCCAAAUAAAGGGGACUUCCACCUAGAGUGGGUGACUGAA